Molecule: messenger RNA, 690 nt
Organism: Aspergillus nidulans FGSC A4
Lineage: Eukaryota; Fungi; Ascomycota; Eurotiomycetes; Eurotiales; Aspergillaceae
Exons: 1
Coding region: 1-690 (229 amino acids)
Biological process (GO): translation
Cellular component (GO): ribosome
Molecular function (GO): structural constituent of ribosome
Source: RefSeq, a predicted model, not a curated record
AUGGCACCUAGUCACAUUUUACGGGCAAUCCAGCCCUUACGAUCCUCCACUAUGCGGUCAACAUUUCUCCUACCCACACAGACGCCCGCCGCUCUGCAAUGCAACCGACCAACCUUCCUAGCCAGCAGAUUCAGCACUUCCCCGGAGAUAGCCACACAACAACAGGAAGAAGCUAAACCUAGCGCCCGACCCUCCACCCAACCUCCGUCUCUCCGCGAAUACCCCUACACUUUGAAGAAGGGAACGGUUGUCUCCGUUGGUCGCAUGGACCGUUGCGUUCGCGUUGAGCACCGUCAUACGAUCUGGGAUGACUACUUGCGCAAGAGCUACCCUAAGGUCACUACGUUCAUGGUUUCAGAUCCUCAGAAUUCUCUGCGCGAAGGUGACGUGAUAGAAUUCUCCUCCGGAUACCCAAAAAGUCGUCGCGUACACCACGUCGUCGAGCGUAUUAUUGCCCCAUUUGGCGAAGCUAUUGAGGAUAGACCGCCCGUUCUGUCAAGGGCAGAGAGGGAUGCAAUCCGCCUUAAGAAGCGAAUGGCGAAAGCGGCACGCAGGGAGCAAAGGAGGGUUGAGAAUGGCGCUACUCAAGCUCAGACCUCUGUACACGGACAAGAGCAUAUUGGGCGUAUUCGUAGGCUAGUUCUGGAGAGGACAGCUGCAGACACUGCGAGUGUUGAAGCAUCGGCUUAG